This is a messenger RNA of Salvelinus sp. IW2-2015, 2054 nucleotides long. It is a transcript of the gene lat, whose product is annotated as linker for activation of T cells. The record is from RefSeq and is a predicted model, not a curated record. Lineage: Eukaryota; Metazoa; Chordata; Actinopteri; Salmoniformes; Salmonidae.
AGGAGAGUUGAUGAGAAGAGUGAGUGAGGGAGGAAGGGAAGAAAGGAGGAGGCGACUGAACAGGUCAUACAGACCAAAAGGUGCAUCGAGGAAGGCACCUAUGUCAAGCUGCUAUAGUCAAGGUUCCUUACAAUUAACUGAAAGGGAGGGAAAACUCAAGAGUGAACAAAAAGAACAGCUAGGGAGAGUUGCAUGUGGUAGGAUAGGGAUUUGAGCAACAGACAGAAGAUUAGAUGCAUCCAAAAUGGCACAUCUCAGUGUAGCUGACGACUGAGCUGGUCUGGGGAUUGGAUUGGGGUCAACUCGGCCGGAACUCGACCUCCGGUUUAGAACCAGUCUCAUUGACCACCUGGCAGAUCAUCAGCAACCUACGACCUAACGCUCUGUUGGAAAUCUACACAACACGUGCUGACAGUGAUGGAGGUGUCUGUGCAGCUGUAUGCGUUGCUGUUGAGUGGAGCGGUCGUCCUGUCACUCAUCCUGUUGACUGGCCUGUGUCUCAGCUGCAGAAGACACAACCUGCCUACGUCCAUUCAGCAGCGUUACAGUGAGGAUUACACUCAGCACACCCCAGGAUUUGGCUUGGCCCACCCACCAUACAACCCCUCUGCUGCCACAAGCUGGGGUGCUCCCCCUUCCAGCCUUCUUUCACCCAUUUCACCACAGAUCGCUCUGAGACCGAAUUCUGUCACACCGACUGAAAAGGAGAGUAAUGACGGCUAUGAGAGUCCAAGAGAUGAGUAUGUCAACGAGGACAGCUAUGAACAAGGAUCAGGCUACCUAAUGGUGUUACCAUCAGUUCUUCCUGGGACUGGGUCUCUGCGUCAUUCCAACCAAUGUCUAAGCUCCCAAAGCACAGAAAACAGUGGCGCGGUUGGAAAUAUGAAAAUCAAUAUGAAUGUCGACGUGGAAAAGAGUGAUGACAGUGAUGACGGCAGCAACGACUAUGUCAAUACUAAAGAAAACAGUGACGAGGAGGGCAAUAUGAACGUCGACGUGGGAAAGAGUGACGACAGUGAUGAAGGCAGCAACGACUAUGUCAAUACUAAAGAAAACAGUGGAGCAGAGGGCAACAUGAAUAUCGACGUGGAAAAGAGUGAUGACAGUGAUGAAGAAGGCAACGACUAUGUCAAUACUAAAGAUAUGUGAAGCCUCCCCCAUGUAGCUGAUUCRGACGGGGAGGAAAUUGAUGAGUCACUCGACUGCUGGAUUUGAGUGCAACCAAGUUUCAGUCAAAGGGAAGACUACACAGCGUAACUUACAUCUACAUAGGGGUUCUGCAAUAUGGACAAGAGCACUGUGCAACUCACUGCUGUGGCUGAAACUUUUCAAAAUACCUUAAUCUCAUCCACCAGCCAUCUCUCUCCGAACUAUGCGGUAAUAAGGCCUAGGGAGGACAUGUUGUAAAAUUUAUUGUAUGGCGUAGGGCAAAUGCCUUCGAACACCUCUCUUGGUGCCCCAGCUGCUUGUGUGAGCUACCAGCUAUAACCAUAAUGAUUUUUUUUCUUAUCUCUAAGCUCUUUCCUGACUAUUAAAGAGAGGAUGUCAGUGGGGAAAGAAAGGUGGUGUCGAAGGGCAGUAGGCCAGAUUUGAACCCAUGCCGACGGCUGCGGCAUUACCGUUUUCAAUGUAUGGAUUUGCUGACGACUCCUGAGAAUGUUCGUUCUAGUUUACCCAUUUUCUCUUAGCUGUAUUUAUAUAUUUUUCUUUACUGUGGAGUCAUGUUAACUACAUUCAAAUCUGGUUUUAUAGUUGAAGUUACUUUUGUCACUAUAUAAGAAAUGCUUUGCCAUAAUCUAUAGCCCUAUUCGGACAGGAUACGUUUCACUGGGGGGGCUCAGUUAGUGUAAUUUGCAUGAGCACAAAUCACAUCUAAUUUCAGUCCCAUAUUAGUAAUACUUUUUUUUCAUAAUCCCAUCCAAGGUUGGGUCCUCUGAUAGUGUGAAUCGUCAUCCCUGUAUAUUACAGUUMAACAGGUGCUGCACUUGGGAACAAAUUGAUGCUUAAAACAGUGCUAUGCAUGUAGCCCAAUAAUAAAUUAUGUUUUGUCACAA